GCGGCAAAUUGAAACCACUUAAACAAGGCAAAAAGAAAGCUUCUGAUCUAGAUGAGGCUGAUUUAGAAUUCAAGAAAAAACAGCAAGAAGAACAAAAAAGGUUAAAAGAAUUAAAAGACAAAGCUAAACAAGGUGGUCCUCUUGGUGGGUUGACAUUUAUAUGA
This is a messenger RNA of Racocetra persica, 164 nucleotides long. The record is from the annotation of a GenBank genome assembly. Lineage: Eukaryota; Fungi; Glomeromycota; Glomeromycetes; Diversisporales; Gigasporaceae.